ACAGACUCGAACUGGCAUUCAAAGAUGCCGUAAAACUGACAAACAUAAACAUGUAUGAAAAGAGUAUGACUCUACUUAUUGGACUGUAUUAUUUGUACCACAAGUCCCCUAAACAGAAGAAAGCGCUUCAGCGAGCAUUCGUCAUGAUGGACUUCAAGGCAUCUAUAAUGCCUACACGCAUCGGUUGGACCAGAUGGUUGCCACACUUGGACCGUUCACUGUCAGCCUUCUUUAAAGGCUACAGAGUGCUAGUGUACCAGCUACAGACGUCAUCCCAUGACAAUGCCAAGGCAGAGGGGUUUGCCAAGCUGGCUACAGAUGGCUUUUUGAUCCUUUACUUGCUACAGCUCAAGGCUGUGGUUUCAAUGUUGAUGAGACUGUCAAAGUAUCUACAGAAGCAGGAGGUUUCCUUGGCUGAUGCUUACUCUAGGGUAGCUGUAACCAUGAAAGGCCAUGUGACCUUGAAGUCGGAGUCAGAGUGCUUAAUAGCUGACGUUGAGCAAGUCCUCUCUGACAGAGCUUAUGAUGGCAUUGAGUUGACAUUUAGGGGUCAGAGACCACAACCUGUGCUUGAAAAAAAUGUUGACUCUGUCAUAGGCAAAAUUGAGGAACGCUUUCCGCAGAAGGACCCAGUCAUUGAAGCUACCAAAAUAACUGGACUGAACAAUUUGCCUUAA
This is a messenger RNA of Dreissena polymorpha, 677 nucleotides long. RefSeq lists its product as uncharacterized. The record is from RefSeq and is a predicted model, not a curated record. The coding region runs from base 51 to 677 and encodes 208 amino acids. Lineage: Eukaryota; Metazoa; Mollusca; Bivalvia; Myida; Dreissenidae. The transcript is spliced from 3 exons.